Messenger RNA from Xiphias gladius (swordfish), 1057 nucleotides. RefSeq names its product ciliogenesis and planar polarity effector 2 (gene cplane2). Lineage: Eukaryota; Metazoa; Chordata; Actinopteri; Istiophoriformes; Xiphiidae. Gene Ontology annotation, molecular function: GTP binding; GTPase activity. The transcript is spliced from 5 exons. Bases 277 to 1029 code for a protein of 250 amino acids. The record is from RefSeq and is a predicted model, not a curated record.
ACGGACGGAAGUGACGGCAGCGGUUGUCAAGGGCCGUUUGAGUUUACGGAAGUGUUUAUCAGGCGGCUGCAGUCUGAAACUUAAAAUGCUAACUGCAAACCACAGCUGUUGUCAUUAAAGCGCUUUGUAGUCGAGAAGACUGGCUGCAAUAUUUUUAUACUAACAUUGCUUUCAAAAGCUGUCUACUGCCGCUACUAGGAAUUUAGCGUCUGUCUUUUUUUCGGACAAAACUGACCUCCCUGCUAUGCUACCCCAGUUAGCUUCAUAACCAACAACAUGGCAGAAGUUCCUCCCCCCGGAUCAGUUGUAGUAGCUGACUGGCAUCGAUGUAAAGACAGCAAAGAAUAUUUCAGCAAGAUCCUACACAAGAAAAGACGAAAAAACUUUGGUCUUUUGGAGUCUCCAGUGAUGCCCCCAAAUGUAGCUGUGGACACAGUUCAUUAUAAGAUCUUCAUCUCUGGCAAGAGUGGAGUUGGGAAAACUGCUCUUGCUGCACGUCUCGCAGGCCUGAAUACUCCUAAUGCGCACUUUGAAACAACAGGUAUUGAGACGACAGUGGUGUAUUGGCCAGUGAAACUGAGAGACAGUGGCAGAGUGCUUUUCUUCCGUCUUCAGCUGUGGGACUGUGGAGAGAACGCCUUGCGUAGAUUUGACCAUUUGCUUCCAUCAUGUAAGGAGCAGGUGGACGCCAUCCUUUUCCUGUUCUCCUUCACUGACAGGCCGUCCUUUGACGAUCUGUCAAAUCAAAUUGCCAAGUGGACUGGGCCACCUGUGGGUCGAGUUGUGAAACUGGUGGUUGGUACCAAAUUUGAUCUCUUCAUGCACUGUGAUGUGGCAGAGAGAGACGUGAGGGACUUCCAGGACACAUGGAGUUUACCGCUGCUGCGUAUGGGUGGGGAGGUCAUUGAUGGGUUGGGUGAUGUAGCACCCCUCCUCAACUGCCUGGCAGAGCAGCUGUGGCAUCAGGACUGUGUUACAGCUGGAUCAGCCAGCCACCAUUCACAGCAGGAGACAGUGACCCUACUUUAAUAGUGAACAUGAUUUAAAAAAAAAAAAA